Acaromyces ingoldii is the source of this 1107-nucleotide messenger RNA. RefSeq lists its product as hypothetical. The record is from RefSeq and is a predicted model, not a curated record. NCBI's taxonomy places the organism in Eukaryota, Fungi, Basidiomycota, Exobasidiomycetes, Exobasidiales, Cryptobasidiaceae. The transcript has 9 exons. Bases 1 to 1107 code for a protein of 368 amino acids.
AUGAUCAGGGAUAUUUCCCAAACAAAGACAUGGCCUGACCACCUCUCGUCACUGGACGAGGUGUACUACAUGGCCCAAAAAAUGCUGUGGUGCAAGUACUUUGGCGACCUGUUUACCUGGGCUUUCUACGGCCUACUCAUCGUUCAGGCGUACUUCUAUUACAUCAACUACCCCGAUGACAAGAAGUGGACUCGCUUUCUAGUCCUCGCUCUCUUCCUCAUUGAGACGGCCUCGACCGCAUUUGUUUCUUGGGCUGGUUACAAGACUAUCAUCGCCGGCUGGGGUCACUCACCUUACCUCCCUGCGGCCACUUACGGCUCCAUGAUGUUUGACUGCACCGUGUCGAGCAUCGUACAUGGCCUCUACGCCUUUCGCAUCUCGGUCCUCUACCAACGCCGGUGGAUUCGCGACAUGACCAUCGGUCUCACCCUGGCGAUGGUCAUCAUGCUUCUCUCGAGCGCUCAAUGGGCAUGCUGCAUGGUGGCAGCCAUCUACAACGCCCUUCAGUCCAAGCAGGGUCCCGGUAAGCGCUUCAUUGCACGCAAGUUCUUCCGCGUCUGGCUCGUCAUUGCCACCGUCGACGACAUUCUCAUCACUGGGCUGCUCGCCUACAAGCUCUACACCUCGCGCAGCGGUGUCAACUCUACCAAUGCAUUCAUCAAGAAGCUCCUCUACAUCAUUAUUCCUUGUGGCUUCCUUACGGCCUUCGUCACGCUUAUGAUCCUGGUCAUACAAGUCCAUUGGACUGGCACGAAUCUCUAUCAAUUCCUCAUUAUUGUCCUGAGCAAACUCUACACCAACAGCGUGCUCCUCUGUCUGAACCUCAGGCCCAGCCGCAAGAAGACAUCGAGGCAUACCGUCGGCGUCGGCAUGGAGCAAAGGCCGGACAAGAGCGGUGGAUCGAGCCAAUUCCGGCUUGAUGGCGUCCAGAUCGACAGCAAGCUCGAGCAGGCGAUGUCGCCGGGCAGGAACUCUGGCAACCACGAGGGCAGCUGCAACUCUCACCAGCAUGAAGUAAGCAGCGUUGCCAGCGCCGCCCCAUUCAGCAAUCUCGACGAGAGCAGCCGCAAGUGGCCAGCGCUCAAGUCAUCAUCCUUGUGCUCCUAA